Molecule: messenger RNA, 2517 nt
Organism: Chelonus insularis
Lineage: Eukaryota; Metazoa; Arthropoda; Insecta; Hymenoptera; Braconidae
Gene: Mccc1
Product: Methylcrotonoyl-CoA carboxylase 1
Exons: 8
Coding region: 103-2211 (702 amino acids)
Cellular component (GO): mitochondrion
Molecular function (GO): ATP binding; methylcrotonoyl-CoA carboxylase activity; metal ion binding
Source: RefSeq, a predicted model, not a curated record
CUCUGAUGUAUUCAUCAUACAUAUACAUUAUUCAAAUACUGACUUUUAUAUAUUUUUCAUAAAAUAAUUUGAGAAAAUAAAUAAAAUUCUCAAAAACAUAAAAUGUAUAACCUUCGAAAAAUAUUUUCUCACAGGAAACAAACAUUCUUCUCAAUAGAGCAUGAACUUUCAGUAAGUGUUACUCUGAAUGAAGCAAUUGAAAAAGUUCUAAUUGCUAAUAGAGGAGAGAUAGCAUGCAGAAUUGUAAAGACGGCGAAGAAAUUAGGAGUAAAAACUGUUGCAAUUUAUAGCGAUGCUGAUAGGAAUUCAAUGCACACUGAUUUAGCUGAUGAAGCAUUUUAUGUUGGACCAUCUCCAUCAGCUCAAAGUUAUUUGAAACAACAUGAAAUUAUUUCAAUUGCCAAACGUACCAAGUGCCAGGCAAUUCAUCCAGGAUAUGGAUUUUUAUCAGAAAAUAUGGAAUUCGCCCAACUUUGUCAGAAAGAAAAAUUAAUUUUUAUAGGACCACCUGCAAGUGCUAUAAGAGAUAUGGGAAUUAAAAGCACCUCUAAAACUAUCAUGGACAAAGCUGGAGUUCCUAUUAUUCAAGGAUACCAUUCUAAUGAUCAAUCUAACGACGUUUUAUUAAAAGAAGCAAUAAAAAUUGGGUUUCCAAUUAUGAUCAAAGCUGUUCGAGGUGGAGGCGGUAAGGGAAUGAGAAUUGUAAAUGAAGAGAAAUUUUUCUUUGAAGCUCUAGAGUCGGCUCGAACUGAGUCGCAAAAAGCUUUUGGUGAUUCAGCAGUACUUUUAGAAAAGUAUGUAAAUAAUCCAAGGCAUGUUGAAGUACAAAUUUUUGCUGAUACUCAUGGAAAUGGUGUAUAUAUGUUCGAGAGAGAUUGUUCUGUACAAAGGCGACAUCAAAAAAUAAUCGAAGAAGCGCCUGCUCCAGGAUUAUCAAGUGAUGUACGUAGAAAAUUAGGUGAAGCAGCUGUAAGAGCUGCUAAAGCCGUGGGAUAUGUUGGUGCUGGGACUGUGGAAUUUAUCAUGGAUCAAAAGGAUCAGAGUUUUUAUUUCAUGGAAAUGAACACUAGACUUCAAGUAGAACAUCCAGUUACUGAAGCAAUUACGGGGUUAGAUCUUGUUGAAUGGCAAUUGAAAGUUGCAGCAGGAGAAAAACUUCCUCUCCAACAAGAAGACAUUCAUAUGAAUGGACACGCUUUCGAAGCUAGAAUUUAUGCCGAAAACCCUCGAGGUGGAUUUUUGCCUGGAGCUGGAUCACUUUUACAUCUCAAUCCUCCUAGAGCAUCUGAAGAUGUCAGAGUUGAAACAGGAGUCAGACAAGGAGAUGAAGUAUCAGUUCAUUAUGAUCCAAUGAUUGCCAAAUUAGUUGUUUGGGGGCAAAAUAGGGAUGAAGCACUACGAAAAUUAAAAUCAAAACUUGCAGAAUACGAUAUUGCUGGCGUAGAAACAAACAUAGAAUUUUUAAAGGAUUUAUGUAGCCAUCCAAAAUUUCAAGCUGGCGAUGUACACACUGGAUUUAUUGAUCAAUGGAAGGAUUCAUUAUUUCCAUUUCUCCAAGUUCCUUCUCACGUUUUAUGUCAAGGAACACUAGCUAUGAUUUUAUGGGAAGACUUAAAAUGUUUAAAAGCAGCUAUAAAAACCGCAGAUCCAUUUAAUCCAUUUAAUACGGAACUAGGAUUUCGACUGAAUCAUUACUUGCAAAAAAGAUUUUCAUUUCAUUUUUACGAUCAAAAGUAUGUAGUUGAUGUAAAAUAUACUGAACCAGAUGUUUAUGAAAUGAGAGUUAAUGACAUUGGUCCUUGGAGAAAAGUUACUGGGACAUUGACACAGGGUGAUAAUAUUUUAGAAUUGAGAUCUGAAGUAGAAAAUAAUAUAACUAAAUCUAGAAUUGUGACCAUGAAUGAUGAACUAUAUAUUUUUACCACAGAUCGAAUGUGGAAAUUAAAAUUGCCAAAACCAGAAUUUUUAAAUAAACUCGAUCAAUGGUCGGAUUUAAAAGGAUCAGAAGUCAGUCCUCUUCCAGGAAUAGUUGAUAAAAUUUUAGUGAACCCGAAUGAUUCUGUGAAAAAAGGAGAUUCUUUGAUUGUAAUUGUUGCAAUGAAAAUGGAGCACGUUAUUAGAGCAUCUUCUGAUGGAACAAUUGAAGAAAUUUUAUGUAAAGUUGGAGAAACAGUACAAAAAAAUCGAUUACUUUUGAAGAUAAAGGAAUAAAUAGACAACAAAUUCAUAAUAGGUUUAAGUAAAAAAUAUAAUUUUGUUAUUGAAUGUAUUGAAUAUUUUUAAAAAUUGUUAAAAUAACUGUUAUAAAGUGAUUCAAUUUCAAAUCACUCCGAGUUCUUUUCCUAUGUCAACAAAAGCAUUUACAGUUCGAUCAAUAUCCUCUGAUGUGUGAACUGCACUUAAUUGAACUCGGAUUCGUGCUUUACCUUUUGGAACCACAGGAUAACUAAAUCCUAUCACAUAAAUACCUCUUUCUGUAAUGAAAAAAUUCAUUUCAAUCUCUUAUUGAAAAAACAA